Messenger RNA from Prosopis cineraria, 852 nucleotides. RefSeq names its product 60S ribosomal protein L9. Gene Ontology annotation, biological process: cytoplasmic translation. Gene Ontology annotation, cellular component: cytosolic large ribosomal subunit; ribosome. Lineage: Eukaryota; Viridiplantae; Streptophyta; Magnoliopsida; Fabales; Fabaceae. Gene Ontology annotation, molecular function: structural constituent of ribosome; rRNA binding. The coding region runs from base 65 to 646 and encodes 193 amino acids. The transcript has 3 exons. The record is from RefSeq and is a predicted model, not a curated record.
UUUGCUUCCAGUCUUCCAAGAGAGCUGAGGGAGAAGAUAAGGCCGGGAAGUAUCAACACCGAAGAUGAAAACAAUCCUCUCUUCCGAAACGAUGGAUAUCCCCGAAGGGGUGACCAUCAAAGUCAAAGCAAAGAUUAUUGAGGUAGAGGGACCUCGCGGCAAGCUUGUCCGUGAUUUUAAGCACCUGAAUCUCGAUUUUCAGCUCAUCACCGACGAGGAUGGCAAGAAAAAGCUUAAGGUGGAUGCCUGGUUCGGGUCUCGCAAGACCUCUGCUGCUAUUCGUACGGCUCUUAGUCAUGUAGAAAAUCUCAUUACCGGCGUUACAAAGGGUUAUCGCUACAAGAUGAGGUUUGUCUAUGCUCACUUCCCUAUAAACGCAAGCAUAACCAACAGCAACAGGUCCAUUGAGAUCCGAAACUUCCUAGGAGAGAAGAAGGUGAGGAAGGUGGAUAUGCUCGAGGGUGUUUCAAUUGAACGUUCUGAGAAGGUCAAGGAUGAGUUGAUUUUGGAUGGGAACGAUAUCGAGUUGGUGUCUCGGUCUGCUGCUCUCAUCAAUCAGAAAUGUCACGUUAAAAAUAAAGAUAUCCGGAAGUUUCUUGACGGAAUCUACGUCAGCGAGAAGGGGACUAUACUCGUAGAAAAUUAGAUGGUCAUGUCAAGCUUCUAUUCUGCUUUAAGUGUUUGUUUUUUAGUUGAAUAUUUGAAGACCAUUGCGAUAUUUGGAUCUAAAGUUUUGUUGCUUGGAAAAAUUUGCUUCAAUUUUGUUAUCAUCUUUUUAUAUGAUUUGGGAUGGUUUAGUUUGAAGAAUUUCUCGUUUUUACCCAAUAUAUUGUUUAUCCUGGCGUUGUUACA